GUGCCCGACCUGCCCCGCUCCGGGGUCUUCCCGACCCGCGGGGCCGCCCGGGCGGUUCUGGAGGCGUGCAAACCCCUCAUUCCUGAAGCCCAGGCGGUGCUGGACCUGGUCGACCAGCUACCGAAACAGGUCCAGAAAGGAAAGUUCCCGGUCAUUGUCAUCGAAGGACUGGAUGCCACAGGCAAAACCACUGUGACCCGGUCAGUUUCGGAGACACUGGGGGCUGUCCUCCUGAAGUCACCGCCCGCCUGCAUCAGCCAGUGGAGGCAGAGCUUCGAUGACGAGCCAACUAUCAUCAGGAGAGCUUUCUACUCCUUGGGCAACUACAUUGUGGCCUCCGAAAUAGCCAAAGAAUCUGUCACCUCUCCCGUGGUCAUAGACAGGUACUGGCACAGCACGGCUGCCUACACCAUAGCCACCGAGGUGACCGGGGGGCUCCAGUACCUGCCCCCGGCCCGUCACCCCAUAUACCAGUGGCCCCGGGACCUGCUCAAGCCCGACCUGGUCCUGCUGCUCACCGUGAGUCCCGAGGAGAGGCUGCGGAGGAUGGAGGGCCGGGGCAUAGAGAGGACCAGAGAGGAGGCCGAACUGGAGGCCGACAGCAUAUUUCGUCAAAAGGUAGAGGUGACCUAUCAGCGGAUGGAGGACCCUGCCUGCCACGUCGUUGACGCCAGCCCCUCGAGAGAACAAGUCCUCCAGACGGUGUUAAGCAUAAUCCAAAAUAAUUGUAAUUAAUCGUAAUGACUCCAAAAGGUAAUUAGACAUGUUGCUGGACUCGAUGUCACUUGCUGCAUCUAGGCCCGCGACGGGGUGCACAGUGUUCCCAGCUGUCUGUUGCAGAACCACAGUGUGCACUAGAAGGCUGGAGACCGGGUCAUUUCGAUUCUACCUAAACCGUGAUACUUCUUCUGACCGAAGGACCCGAGGUUGAGACCGUCCCGUUCCAGCCAGAGAGCCGGGAUGGCUCUCUUCAAGGGCACCAGAGGUGUCCUGGAAUGCACUUUUAACUGCACCCCCACCAGAUCCCUCCAGCUCUGUCUCCUCCCGAAAGCGUGAGGCCUGCAGAAGAGACCGGGAGGGUCUUCCAAAUCGGCGGAGCCCUCCCGCCCCUCCCCUGCCUCCUCCUGGGUCGCUGAUGAGACCCUGAUGCUGCACGGUUACCUCCUUCCCAAUAUGGCCACUGGGUCAUGGAGGGCGCAACCCGGAUCCUGCGGCUAAAUGCUCCGGAAGAAAGGGUCCCUGCGUCCUGGCCGUCUGAGGACAAGUCCCACAGAGCCGUCUUGUGGGCAGGGGACACGUGGACAUCUGAUUUGUGUCUUACAGUCCCGGAGACGGUCGCCUUGUGGUCAGCGCUUCAGAGUCAGACCCACAGACGGGCAGCGAAAGAUGUUCUCAAUACAAACGUACCAACCCACUUUGGAUCAUGUUCUGUUUGUUUACACUCCUUCCUUCCCUCUGAAAACACGGCUUUGGAUGUAACGAGUGUUUUGGACUGAACUAGAUGCAUUAAAACUUAGCCAACACAGCAAUAUAUUUAUAUUGAUAUUUACAUCUUGUUUCUCCACGGCGGAGGGGCUCUGCUUUACUAAUUAAAAUCAAAGCCAAGAAGCUAAAGGCAUUGCUCGUUGCGUAUUUUCAUUACACAGAUUUAGUUUAUCUCACUAAAUAAGCACAGUGGAUCCUGGAAGGGGGUUUCUUAGUAAAUUAUCUUGCACUUGAAUGUCUUAGGAUGACAAACAAAAUCAGCUUUGAGAUCUGUUUGCCUAGGGAAAAAAAUAGCUGAGGAAACAGGAAAUUUAAUACCUCGGGUGAGUCACGGACCAUCAAUAGUCCAUGUAACUUGAUCUGAAAAGUGAUAAUAAUUCUUUAUUUGUGGUAAGGAGUUUGCUGAGCCAGGUUACUAGCCAACAUUCCUUCUGGUUCUAAGCUAGAUGAAGCUUGCAAAUUAUUUUGGAGAAAAUGUCUUCUUGAGAACAUAUUUAAGAAGACACUUAAGGCCUUAUCAGGUUUAUCAGAUGGAGAAUCAAUUUAUAAUGAAGUUUAGGAUUAAUCACUAUGUCAUACUGUUUGUCAAAAGAAUUCAGGGUUAUUUUUACAUAAUAUAUUUGCAUAUAGAGAUAUAUAGUUGGUUUCUGUAGAAAAUAUUUUUUAAAGCUAAUAAAUAGCAUUAGGUUUCUGUAAGAUGUGAUACCUAUGUCCUUGGCAUUAUUUAGUUUAAACGUUUUGACAAGGUUACGUUGGCAGUCUAGAAAAACAAAUGUUUAAUGCCUGCCGUCUGUACCUCGCACGUGAAUAAAGUCGGGGGGUUUCCUCACUGAUGGAGUCA
This is a messenger RNA of Suricata suricatta (meerkat), 2326 nucleotides long. RefSeq names its product cytidine/uridine monophosphate kinase 2 (gene CMPK2). The annotation marks the transcript as partial. Gene Ontology annotation, molecular function: dTMP kinase activity. Gene Ontology annotation, cellular component: mitochondrion; cytoplasm. The transcript has 5 exons. NCBI's taxonomy places the organism in Eukaryota, Metazoa, Chordata, Mammalia, Carnivora, Herpestidae. The record is from RefSeq and is a predicted model, not a curated record. Gene Ontology annotation, biological process: dUDP biosynthetic process; dTDP biosynthetic process; dTTP biosynthetic process.